Molecule: messenger RNA, 2279 nt
Organism: Vicugna pacos (alpaca)
Lineage: Eukaryota; Metazoa; Chordata; Mammalia; Artiodactyla; Camelidae
Source: RefSeq, a predicted model, not a curated record
UUUUAAAAAAUACACAUUCUUACUAUAUAAAUUAUGGCAUUUCUUUUCAGGAAGAUCUGUGGAAUUCGUUUUGAUAGAACUUUAUAAAAUACUUCUAUUUUCUCUAGGUGGAUGGUACUAGGCAUUGCCAUGGUACGUUUUUAUAUGGAAAAAGGAACACACAAAGGUUUAUAUAAAAGUAUUCAGAAGACACUUAAGUUUUUCCAGACAUUUGCCUUGCUUGAGAUAGUCCACUGUUUAAUUGGAAUUGUACCUACUUCUGUGCUUGUGGCUGGGGUCCAAGUGAGUUCAAGAAUCUUUAUGGUGUGGCUCGUCACUCACAGUAUAAAACCAAUCCAGAAUGAGGAGAGUGUGGUGCUUUUUCUGGUCGCGUGGACGGUGACAGAGAUCACUCGCUAUUCCUUCUACACAUUCAGUCUUCUCAACCACCUGCCAUACUUCAUUAAAUGGGCCAGAUACAAUUUUUUUAUCAUCUUAUACCCUGUCGGAGUUGUUGGUGAACUUCUUACGAUACACGCUGCCUUACCCUAUGUGAAGAAAACAGGAAUGUUCUCAAUAAGACUUCCUAAUAAAUACAAUGUCUCCUUUGACUACUAUUAUUUUCUUCUUAUAACCAUGGCCUCUUAUAUACCAUUGUUUCCACAACUCUAUUUUCAUAUGUUACGUCAGAGAAGAAAGGUGCUUCUUGGAGAGGUGAUUGUCGAAAAGGAUGAUUAAGUGAUCCCUACGAACAAGGUGCUUUUUCCAGAACAGCCAGGAUUACUUGAGUCCAAGUUUUAAUAACAAGAAUAAACAACUUCAUGAAAUAGUAUGGAUUGUAUAAUUUCUUAAAAUAUAACUCGAGACACGUGGUGUUUGCCAAUACCUGUGUUCAUACUGUGUCAGGUCCAUUUUCUACAGGAACUAUGCAAGUAUUUAUCAACUGCUGGGUAGGCGGUGAUCAGUAAGAAAUUAAUUGGGUGUAUUACCUGGGGGGAAAAAAAACCAAACUUUUGCUAGGCUUUUAGUUUUUUAGUUUUACUAAAUUUUUUUGCAACAUAUGUUCAAAGCUUUUUAAAUCAAUAGUUAGAAAUUAGUUUAAUGAUUUACCAUUAUGAUACUUGCCAAGUGAUAUUUACAAAUGCAACUAAAUACAGAAUUAUAAUAAUUUGUUAAUAAUGUAUUGGUCUUUCUUAACCAAGGAUUUAUUUCUCUCAAGUUGUAAGGCAGAAUUUUUGAUGAAUGAUGAUUUUUGGAAACACGAUGUGGUCAGUCUUUUCAACUCGAAGGAUUUUAAGGAAUUCAAAAGAAUGUAAGGAUGUACUUGGCCUCACUUGUGAAAAAAAAAAAUUGGGUCUGAUGGUAACAUUGGGUUUGUUCCACUCAAAACUUUGGCUGAAAAAGGCCACUUUAUACUGUGGAAUCAUCUAAUGAAAAUCAUCUUAUGAUAACCUCUUUGUAGUACUUAAGUAACAGAAAGUUUUGGUAUGAUCUGAAAUAGACAUGUUUUAUUCUGAAUUCCAUUGAACAGGAAAAAGUCUUAUGAUAAUGCUUCUGUCCACAUGUUUAAUAGAAAGAUACACUGAAGAUACCCUGAUAGUGCUUUUAAUUCUUUAAAUACGUCCUUUACAGAUUCCCCCCACCCCCUACUGAGGUCUGCUGCUUUACUGGCCUGGUUUAGAGAGAAUAUUAAAUAGGUGAAUUUAAAAGACAAGGAACUUGUAUGCCUGCCAUAAAUAUGUAGGUGUAAUUUUGGCUUAAAGUGUUCUGUAUCUGUAUUUGCAUUUACAAUCAGUGUAUAACAUCACACUUUUCAAAAUUACUUGUCUUGUGUUACCACCUUUUCAAAUUAUUUCAUGUGGAGAUUCAGAAUAGUUUUGCAAACUUACAUUUUAGAUAACUUGAUUUUAAAAGGUGCUAUUUCUUUUAUUACAUUACAUCUUAACAUUUCCUCCGCAGCUGAAUGCUUUAACGAGCAACAUGUAUUAGAUUAUUAAUUCUCAAAGAUGCUGGUGUUCAUUCUGCACUUACAUGCCUUGAUCUGUCUUCAUCUUGAGUUUUUAUACAGAAGAAAUUUUCAGGGAAUGUUCCCAUUUGCUAACAUAGUGUAAGAAGUUUGCAUAUCUGUUAUGUGCCUGUCUUAUGAAAGCUAUUUUAAAUCCUCUUCCUGCAACUUGCAUUAAUUCAACUUGUGCUCCCUACCAGCAGCUGUAAUACUUUUUUUUUUUUCUGAAGUUGUGGAAUAUCCUGAAAUAGGAAUUGUGAUCAACUUUAAUAAAAAUGAAAAUGUAUCAAACUCA